Molecule: messenger RNA, 1051 nt
Organism: Didymodactylos carnosus
Lineage: Eukaryota; Metazoa; Rotifera; Eurotatoria; Philodinida; Philodinidae
Source: the annotation of a GenBank genome assembly
UCAGUUGGAUUUUAUCCCCUAAGCUUUACUGUUUUCUUAAAUGAUGUGCCUUGAAAUUCUCUAUAAAAAAAAAAUGCUAAACAUUUUUUUAUAUAUCGUAAAGAUAAAAGAAUAUAGAAGAAAUACUGUAAAGGUUCAGUCUUGUUUUCUUUUAUCGAUUUUUCCCGAAACCAAUAUUUUUCAACUGCAGUUUUGGUAUAGUUAGGAAAACGUUUAUAACGCGGCUAAAAUCAAAUAUUUUGAGGUCGAAUUUGCUGUAUAAUAAAAUAAAAUAAUUCUUCUGUUGCAUCCUUACAGGGUAAAUUCAAUAUUUUCUCUUCUUUUCCUGUGUCACUGCGAAAAAAACAAUACUCCUCUUUUUUCGAUAAAUUUUAGUAGUAGUAGUAGUUUUGUGCCAGAAAAACAAGUUUAAAUCAAACCUCUGAUCAACGAAAAGUAUGACGACAGUUCGGAACACCAGAACUUACGUUUUGAUUCCACUCUGACGUAUGGUACUGUGUUCAAAAUAAAUUUUGUUUUUCUUGUCUUUUGGGUUGCAAAGUAAUCAAGAUUGAAACUUCACAGUAUUUCUUCUAUAUUCUUUUAUCUUUACGAUAUAUAAAAAAAUGUUUAGCGAAUUUAUAGAGAAUUUCAUGGCACAUCAUUUAAGAAAACAGUAAAGCUUAGGGGAUAAAAUCCAACUAAGAUAUGAGCCAAACACUAAGUAACCGAUUUAUUCUGCACCAUCCGUUAGUUGUACAAGACUUGGCAGUGGGAACGGCUAAUGAAUAGUAGAACUUGAUAUUAUUUACGAGUUUCUCCGCUAAAAAUAUCCUAUAAAAUCAUACUUUUACAUCUUUUUCAGUUACAAAUAACAGAUUUUGAAAAUGCUGCAUUAUCCGUCUUUUUAAUUUUAUUAACACGAACAAUAGUAACAUAUGAAUUAAAUUUAUUAAUACCAAUAUCAAAAGUUGAUGAAAAUAUGCAGAAUGCACAAAAACGUGAUGCCAUUCAUACAGAAAAAUUUUAUUUUCGACGUAAAAUAUCAAGAACCGGUUAUGUCGGUAAAUAA